Gryllus bimaculatus (two-spotted cricket) is the source of this 894-nucleotide messenger RNA. Lineage: Eukaryota; Metazoa; Arthropoda; Insecta; Orthoptera; Gryllidae. The record is from the annotation of a GenBank genome assembly.
AUGAAACUGUUGUUCGUUGUGGCGAUUGCCUGGGUGGGCGUGUGCGCUGCUAGACGGCCUCCCAGCGGUGUGCGGUACAAUCCAAACCGCCAGGAUCACCACUUCGAGGACUCUCCCUCUCCCGAAAACGAGCAGUGGAAUUCUGAACCGUUCCAAAACAGAGGCGACAAGAGGUUCGGGAACAAGAUCAACAAGGGUAUGUUUCCUCCAGGAGACAAUUCUUACGUGGACCGAUGGAUAGUCGCCCCCUCUUAUAUCAAAGGGCCUCCCUACCCGUUCCCACUGCCCCUUAACACAAGGCCACGGCCACGCUACUCAGAUCCACCACAAGAGGACCAGGAGUGGCAGGAUACCCCAUCCGUUCCUCCCAUACAGCCCCCACAGCCCGUUCUUCCCACAGCCCCACCCGCCUUCCCAUCGCGCCCUCCUGCCCCAGCGCGACCGGUUCGUCCUCCCAAACCAAAUUGCGUCUCUCUCCCAAGGCCCCCUCCCCUCCAAGACGAGGAAGAAGACGCCUGGGACGCGCAGGGGCCUGCCGAUGACGAUCCGGGCGCGCCAGACAGCGAGCAGGCGGACGAAAUGGAGCCGCGCCGCCCUCCGUUUCUAUACCAGCAGCUGUACGUCCCCGCGGGCGCUUUGGACGAAAACCGCGGCGAGCCUCCGUCCGCUUGGGGGUUCCACCAAAUCGCUCAGCCCCCGAGGGGCAGGCUGGUGUGAGCCUAGAAGAAUGGCCAAGGCCAAGAUGUGGUGACAAUGAGUUGCACGCGACUGCCGGAGGCAGUUCAACACGCUCAGAUUUGGGAGAAUCUGUCAUCGAGAAUCCAGAGACGAAUCCGUUGAAUUUAAAAUGAAACUCGUGUCUUUGAAGAUACUUUCUGAAACGAACGUGUAUUC